CCGGCCCUUUCCCCGCCGCCUCGGCCCGACCAUGCGCCUCCGGCCGCCGGCCCUGCUGCUGCCGCUGCAGCUCGCCCUGCUGGUGGCCGCGGGCGCCCCGGGGGCACCGGUCAGCGCGCCCCGGAGCUUGGUGUGGGGGCCCGGGCUGCAGGCGGCCGUCGUCCUGCCCGUGCGCUACUUCUACCUGCAGGCGGUCGACACCGAGGGCCGCAACCUCACGCGAUCGCCCCCAGGUCAAACACUGUUCAGAGUAGCAGUCAAAUCUCUUUCUUCUAAGGAGUUAGUCCGGAUUCAGGUUCCUAAACUGUUGGAUAGGAAUGAUGGAACAUUUUUGGUGAGGUAUAGACUACAUGAUACUGUCAACGCAGGGCUAAAGAUAGAAGUCCUUUAUGGAGAUGAACAUGUGGCUCAAUCUCCCUAUAUUCUGAAAGGUCCCGUGUACCAUGAGUACUGCAUUUGCCCAGAAGACCCUGCGGCCUGGCAGGAAAUUCUUUCCUGUCCACCUGAGGAGCCACAGAUUGCAGAAGAUUUUGCUUCCUUCCCUAGCAUCGAUCUGCAGCAGAUGCUACACGAAGUCCCCAAAAGGUUUGGGGAAGAGAGAGGUGCUGUUGUUCACUACACGAUUCUCAAUAACCACCUUUACCGACGCUCGCUAGGGAAAUACACGGAUUUCAAAAUGUUCUCUGAUGAGAUUUUGCUCUCCCUGGCAAGAAAGGUCCUCCUACCGGAUUUGGAAUUUUACAUUAAUCUUGGAGAUUGGCCCUUGGAGCAUCGGAAGGUUAAGGAAUCCCCAGGACCUCUGGCUAUCAUUUCCUGGUGUGGUUCUUUAGAUUCCAGAGACCUUAUCCUUCCAACCUAUGACAUCACCCACUCUACCCUAGAAGCCAUGAGGGGUGUGACGAAUGACCUCCUCUCCAUUCAAGGACAUACGGGGCCUUCCUGGAUCAACAAAACAGAGAAAGCUUUCUUCCGAGGUAGAGAUAGCCGGGAGGAGAGGCUGCAGUUGGUACAGCUGUCCAAAGAAAAUCCACAGCUAGUGGACGCAGGAAUUACAGGAUAUUUCUUUUUCCAAGAGAAAGAAAAGGAACUGGGAAAAGCCAAGUUGAUGGGGUUCUUUGAUUUUUUUAAGUACAAGUAUCAGGUGAACGUGGAUGGGACCGUGGCUGCAUACAGGUUCCCGUAUCUCAUGCUGGGAGACAGCCUGGUUCUGAAGCAGGACUCGCCUUAUUAUGAGCAUUUCUACACGGAACUGCAGCCCUGGAAGCAUUAUGUUCCAGUGAAAAGAAAUCUCAGCGACUUACUAGAGAAAAUUCAAUGGGCCAAGGACAAUGAUGAAGAAGCAGAGAAGAUUGCGAAAGCAGGGCAGGCGGCUGCCCGGAAGCUGCUGCAGCCGCACCGACUUUACUGCUACUACUACAGAGUACUGCAGAAAUAUGCAGAGUGCCAGUCCAGCAAACCUGAGAUCCGUGAUGGAAUGGAACUUGUUCCUCAGCCGGAUGACAACACAUCCAUCUGCCAGUGCCCUAGGAAAAGGCCCUCGAGGGAAGAGCUUUAAGGCAGCCUGUAUUCACACUCCAGCUAUUCCUGGAAGGGACAACUCAAUAAAGAUGCUAAGCUGUGGGAAGAAAAAAAGAAAUGUGGAAGAAUCUGGGUACGAUGGUGCAUCCUUGUAAGCCCAGCAUUGGGGAGGCUGAGGCAGGAGGAUUGUGAGUUGGAGGCCAGCCAGGGCUAUAAAGAAUAGCCUAUCUCAAGAAAACAACCUGGAGACAGGAGGCUCUCCCAGUGGACCAGUUCUCUUGGUGCCCAUAACAUGAAUGGAUGUAACAGUCUUUCAGCAAGUAUUAUUCGGUAUGUUUGGACAUUGAUUUCUUUUGAGGCAAAACUGACAGAUCAUGCUUGAAAAAGAAGAGUUAUCCAGCUGGGCACCAGUGGCUCAUGCAUGUAAUCCUAGCAACUCAGGAGGCUGUGAACUGAGGAUCCUGGUUCAAAGCUAGCCUGGGCAGGAAAGUCUGUGUAACUUUUAUCUCCAAUUAACC
This is a messenger RNA of Perognathus longimembris pacificus (Pacific pocket mouse), 2036 nucleotides long. RefSeq names its product protein O-glucosyltransferase 3 (gene Poglut3). Gene Ontology annotation, molecular function: protein binding; glucosyltransferase activity. The transcript is spliced from 8 exons. The record is from RefSeq and is a predicted model, not a curated record. Lineage: Eukaryota; Metazoa; Chordata; Mammalia; Rodentia; Heteromyidae. Gene Ontology annotation, cellular component: endomembrane system. Bases 32 to 1555 code for a protein of 507 amino acids.